This is a messenger RNA of Orycteropus afer afer, 414 nucleotides long. Its product is annotated as centromere protein S. The coding region runs from base 1 to 414 and encodes 137 amino acids. The transcript is spliced from 5 exons. The record is from RefSeq and is a predicted model, not a curated record. Lineage: Eukaryota; Metazoa; Chordata; Mammalia; Tubulidentata; Orycteropodidae. Gene Ontology annotation, molecular function: protein heterodimerization activity; chromatin binding. Gene Ontology annotation, biological process: replication fork processing; resolution of meiotic recombination intermediates. Gene Ontology annotation, cellular component: Fanconi anaemia nuclear complex; FANCM-MHF complex.
AUGGAGGAUGAGGCGGCUGAGGAGCAGCAGCAAUUUUCUUACCAACAGAGACUAAAGGCAGCAGUCCACUACACCGUUGGUCGUCUUUGUGAGGAGGUGGCAUUAGACAAAGAUAUGCAGUUCAGCAAACCAACCAUUGCAGCGAUUUCGGAGGUGACCUUUCGGCAGUGUGAAAAUUUUGCGAAAGACCUCGAAAUGUUUGCCAGACAUGCAAAAAGAAGUACAAUUAACACCGAGGAUGUGAAGCUCUUAGCAAGGAGGAGCAGUUCGCUGCUAAAAUACAUCACAGAGAAAAAUGAAGAGAUUGCUCAGUUUAACCUAGAACAAAAAGCAAAGAAGAAAAAGAAGGCUGAGAAUGGAAACAGAGAUUUGAGGGAGCUGGCAGAGGCAGAAGUGGAGAAAAGUGACAAUUAG